Diaporthe citri is the source of this 333-nucleotide messenger RNA. RefSeq lists its product as uncharacterized. Lineage: Eukaryota; Fungi; Ascomycota; Sordariomycetes; Diaporthales; Diaporthaceae. The transcript has 3 exons. The record is from RefSeq and is a predicted model, not a curated record. The coding region runs from base 1 to 333 and encodes 110 amino acids.
AUGGUCGGCCCAGAGUUGCGCGAGGAAGAACGAGACAGCGACGAACUAUUGCUGGGGGUGCCAUUGGAAGCAAGCAGCGAGGAAGUGGUGACUGGGGCUGGGGAAGGUCUACUCGUACUGGGAAUAUCUGAAGCUGGAUUCUGGUGUCGGUCGGUGGCCAUGGCCGUGACCCAGAUGAUCGGCAUGGUUUUCCAUCAUUUCGAUAAUGCGGACCGGCUGGAUUUCAGACGCCUUCGCGGUGUAGAAGCCGCGUACCCGAGCUUCGAUAUUCCGAAGGAGACUUUGAGCCGAAAGGACUCCGCGUCAAGGGGUCGGAGGAGUCCUGGUGUAUAA